Molecule: messenger RNA, 543 nt
Organism: Adineta steineri
Lineage: Eukaryota; Metazoa; Rotifera; Eurotatoria; Adinetida; Adinetidae
Source: the annotation of a GenBank genome assembly
AUGAAUUCUCCAACAAAUACUCGUCAAACAACACCAUAUACACGACGUUCAUUACCACAUCAUACACAAUCUGUAAUUAAAAGACCUUUAUAUACAAAAUCUUCAUCAUCACCCGAUCCAUUUAAAACUAUUAAAGAACAACAAUUACGAAAUAUUGUUCUUGCUGAACCAUCAUUACCACCAGCAAUUAUACCAUCAAAAUUAAAACUUGAAAGACAUUUUUCUGAUUUAAGUCUUAAUCAGAUUGAAAAUGAUUCACUUUCACCACCAACAUCUAUUCUAUUAGUUCAUAAUCAUCCAUCAUUAUCUUGUUCAUCAUCAACAUCAUCAUCAUCGUCAUCAUCAAGUGCAGCAAAUUCAUCAACUGAUGAUAGUACAACUCCAUUUAUUCAUAUACAAAUGAAUAAUUAUCGAGCUGGAAGAAUACCAGUCAUAUAUACUUCAUCGGAUAUUAAUAAUAAUAAUAAUAAUAAUGCUAAUAACAGUAAUAAUCAACCAACAAAAUCGAAUAGUUUUAUUCAUAAUGUUUCGAUUACUGUUUAG